AUGAAGGUUUCUUCUGCCCUGUUGCUUCUCACCACAGGGCUCACAGCAUUUGCCCAAUCUUUCGUAUCCCCACCCAAAAACAUCAAAACUGUGCUAUCCGAGAAGUUCAAAGGAGCAAGCAUCUCGUACAAGAGAGUCAACAAUGUUUGUGAAACGACAAAGGGUGUUGACUCAUACUCUGGAUACGUGCACCUCCCAAGCUCCUUUGUGCCCGAUGCUGGUGGCGCGAAAGGGCUGCCCGAGAAUGGCAGCGUGAAUUAUUUCUUUUGGUAUUUUCCGGCUCGAAAUGAACCACAGAACGCUCCGACUGCGAUGUACUUUGGCGGUGGACCUGGGUACAGCGGAUUUGAUGGAUCGUCAGUCUUCCCUUGCUUUUUCAAUCCCGACUCGAACUCAACCACACUGAACGAGCACUCUUGGAACAACAAUGCCAACAUACUCUACAUCGAUAAUCCUUCGGGAGUGGGUUUCUCGUACACAACCUUAGCCAACGGAACACUUGAUACCAUGACGAAUACAUUCGAACCUGCCUACAAGAACAAUAGUACCACGGAGUCUAUCACCGAUGUUGACGAACUCAAAGAAAUUGGUCUUUCAAAGAUACCAGCCACGAUGCAUGUGACUGAUCCAUCCACUACUAUCAAUGGCACAAGGGCGGCUGCCAGUACAAUCUGGAGGUUCUCCCAGGUUUGGUUCAACGAGUUUCCUGAGUACCGCACGAAAAACAAAGAGAUAGGGAUCUGGGGAGUUUCGUACGCCGGUCUUUACACCACCAUGUUCACCACCUAUUUCCUUCAACAGAAUAAGCUUAUUAAAGAUGGGAAGCACGAAAUAAAAGAAGCAACCGAACUCAAUGUGAAAACCGUGGGUAUCAUAAAUGGCUUGACGGAUAUUGAACCUAUGGCUUUAGGGUGGCUGGACUACGCCAUGAACAACACGUACGACCACCCCAUGAUCGACGAAGAGACAUAUAAAACUCUCCUGACCUCGAUGACGGAUCCGAAGGAGGGCUGCUUUGCUCUUCUCAAUUCUUGCAGAGCUGCUCAAGCUCGAGGGGAUCCAGAAAUGAAAGGCAACGAUCCUGUGGUCAACAAGGCCUGUGCAGCAGCCUCGGUUACAUGUCUGAGCAUUGCUUUCGAGAGUGUGGACAAUACAACACUUUACUACCCGUUUGACAUCUCGGUCGAGAAACCCGGGUCAUCUCCUGACGAGUACGAGGCAGCUUUCUUCAACCAGAAAUGGGUACAGGAAGAGCUCGGUGUGCCCCUAAACUACACAAGAGGCAACGAUAAAUUUCCCGAGGUAUUCUUUGGAGCAACAGGCGAUCCGGCUCGCUAUGACCUCUCGCACUUGGGCAAGAUUCUGGAUAGUGGCCUCAACGUGGCUAUGGUGUAUGGCGACCGUGACUAUCGCUGCAACUGGUUCUCUGCUGAGAAUGCAUCCCUCCACAUCCCUUUCAACGACGCCAAAGCAUUCGCCAGUGCUGGCUACGCUGAUAUCAUUACCAACUCGUCCUACAAAGGCGGUCUCGUCCGUGAGCACGCCGGUCUUUCUUUUUCUCGCGUCUUUCAAGCUGGCCACAGCGCUGGUGGGUACCAGCCUGAGACAGUUUCCAGAAUCUUUGAGCGUGCCAUGUUCCGGAAUGACGUGGCAACGGGGAAAGUCAAGCUCACAAAGACGGGAAACUACCAGACAAAAGGAAAGCUUGAUGUGCGAGAUGUUAGGAAUAAGCUGCCUGCAUCUCCAGAGAAUGUUUGCUACGUUUUACAGCCAGCUGGUACCUGCACUGAAGAACAAAAGACGGCUUUGGUCAAUGGAACGGCAGAGACUAAGGAUUGGGUCGUCACUUCACCAAAGGGAGUGAAGGGCGGGGAAGAAGGCAAGGAGAAGAAUGGCAGUGACACUGAGGAAAGCAAAAAUGGGAAGGACGGUGAUGUGAAAGCAAACGUUGCUAUGGGUCUGGGUUCCAGCUUGGGCCUUACUAUGGCUUUUCUAGGUGUCGUGGUUGUGCUUUUGGGGGUUUGA
This is a messenger RNA of Fusarium sp. VM40, 2025 nucleotides long. Lineage: Eukaryota; Fungi; Ascomycota; Sordariomycetes; Hypocreales; Nectriaceae. The record is from the annotation of a GenBank genome assembly.